Messenger RNA from Aphanomyces astaci, 472 nucleotides. RefSeq lists its product as hypothetical. The record is from RefSeq and is a predicted model, not a curated record. NCBI's taxonomy places the organism in Eukaryota, Oomycota, Saprolegniomycetes, Saprolegniales, Verrucalvaceae. The coding region runs from base 59 to 388 and encodes 109 amino acids. The transcript has a single exon.
UUUGCCUUGAGUUGACGGUUUAUGUUCAGAACAACCAAAUUCCAGCACGAGUCUUGGUAUGGACGUCGUUGGCUCGGCGGCGAAUGUGAUGCAGUUGUCUGCCGCGAUGGACACUGCUGUGCAUCUCGAGGCCGUCGUGUAUGUGCUCCUAGGCGCCGGCCUUAUGAGCGUGUACGUAUACGUUGUCUCCCGAGUGGACAGAAUGAUGCAACGGAAGCAGUUCGCAGACCGGAUGACAACGUACGGCCAAGCGCUGCGAGAAGACCGGAGGAUUCGCGCGGAGCGUUUGCACCGCAUGGAAGCGAUUCUCGAGGAAGACAGCUACGACGAACGUGACGUCGACGAUCCUGGCAACGACAUUGCUCUUGUUCGCAUGGUGCUUAGCUAAUGUGUUGACUCUUUCGUGCAAAGCAAAACACGCACGUCAUGACAGCAAUCUGUGCUGCUUAACUUAUUAAUUGAAAUGUCAUGG